Messenger RNA from Boleophthalmus pectinirostris (great blue-spotted mudskipper), 2801 nucleotides. RefSeq names its product non-homologous end joining factor IFFO1-like. NCBI's taxonomy places the organism in Eukaryota, Metazoa, Chordata, Actinopteri, Gobiiformes, Gobiidae. The record is from RefSeq and is a predicted model, not a curated record.
UUUAUGCCUCAGUGGUGCACUGCUGCUGGAGCCAUCAGGCCGAGAGAGCGGCACGUUUCUCCCGCAAAACUUCAGCCUUUCCCGCAAAAACUACAGGUCUUCAAACCAGCACCUCAGCUCAACCCUGCUCGCCUCUUAAACUCCAAAAAGCUGAUGAACAAGUCCCAGCUUAUUUUCUUUAUUCCAAACUAAAUAACUUCUCCAAUUUUUACUUGUUAAAAGCAGAAGACACAAUCGUCAGGGUUCAUGCCGGAUUUUGAGCACUUCCGAUUUUCCUACUCAAACAUGAAUCAUUUGGGGGAGAACAACUUCUUCACCCCCCCACCUCCAUUGCACCACCAUGCCCUACCAGGACAACCCGACUCCUCUAGCCCAGAUCCAAGCUCCUUUCUGGGGGACAACUCUAGCUUUGCCCCUGAAUACUUAUCUGGCAUAGAUCUGAAUUCGCUUCCCCCAUCUGGUUUGGCCUAUCUGCAUUUUAACAGCCCUUUGCAUAGAGCGCCCCCCGCGGCUACUGCGCUACGAAAUGAUUUAGGUUCGAACAUUAGCGUUCUCAAAACUUUAAAUUUGCGCUUCAGAUGCUUCUUGGCCAAAGUUCAUGAGUUGGAACGUCGAAAUAAGUUGUUGGAGAAGCAGUUGCAACAAGCUUUAGACAAUAACAAAAUUGAAAACAUGCAGAAGUUGCUUAGUAAAGACAUGGGCGUUCAAACCGGUUUUAUUAGCCCCAUCCCAACGCGACCAGGGUAUAUUCCACUACAAAACGCCAAUAACCCCGCCUACUUACCUGGGGGUAUCCUGUCUCCAACUUUGAACCCUCCUCCUUUGCUAGAAUCAAACCGAUACUUAUCUACAGACAGCAAUUUGAAUCUUACAAGCCCAUUGCAAAGCCCUGGUAGCAACAUGAAUGAAAAAUGUCCCUUACCCCCUCCUCCGCGGUUUUUGCCAGGGACUAUGUGGUCUUUUAACCAUAGCAGGAGGUUCAGCAGGGAUUCGACUGGGGUUUCAGGGUCUGGACUUGGGUCUGGUCUUGGGUCCAGUCUUGGGUCCGGUCUGCCGUGGGCCUGUCCCGAUGGAGUGGGGGUGCAGAUUGACACUAUCACGCCAGAGAUCAGGGCGCUGUACAAUGUUCUCGCCAAAGUGAAGAGAGAGAGGGACGAGUACAAGAAGAGAUGGGAGGAGGAGUACACGGCCAGAAUGGACCUGCAGGACAAAGUGGCAGAACUUGAUGAUGAGCUGCAAGAGAGUGAGGUGGUCCAGGACAAACUGUCUCUCACAGUGAAACAUCUGAAGGCCGAGCUUGUCCUGUUUAAAGGACUGGUCAGUAAUAAUCUGUCAGACUUGGACACUAAGAUCCAGGAGAAGGCCAUGAAGGUGGACAUGGACAUCUGCAGACGGAUCGACAUCACAGCUAAACUGUGCGACGUUGCUCAGCAGAGAAACAGUGAAGACAUGAGCUCCAUGUUUCAGGUAUCCACACCUCCCUCCACUCUAACGCGUCGAACCAGAAAGUUGAGCGGCCAAUCUGUGAAGACAGCCAGCGAUGGGGAUGAGGUCAGCAGCCUAUCAGAGAGCGAGGGAGGCGGGGCUAAAGACGAGGAGUCCAGCACCUCAGCUAAUCAGAUCAACGAGCAGGUGCAGAGGAUGCUCAACCACCUGAGGGAGUGUGAUUUUGAGGACGACUGUGACAGUUUGGCCUGGGAGGAGACUGAAGAGACUCUGCUGCUGUGGGAGGACUUUCCAGGAUACGGACUGGUCGAGACUCAGGCCGAGCAGCAGCAGCCAGAGGAGUCUAUCGAGAAAGUGAUCAACGACACCGAGUCUCUGUUUAAAUCCAGAGAGAAAGAAUAUCAGGAGACCAUAGACCAGAUCGAGUUGGAGUUGGCUACAGCGAAGAGCGACAUGACAAGGCACCUUCACGAGUACAUGGAGAUGUGCUCCAUGAAGAGAGGCCUGGAUGUGCAGAUGGAGACCUGCAGGAGGCUCAUCACUCAGAGUGGGAACAGGAAGUCCCCGUCCCUGGUCCUGAUGGCUGCAGCUGAAGACUCCGACUCAGACGACAGAGAGAAAAAGAAACCUCCUGAUGAGGACUCAAACAGUGACUGUACCAGUGAAGGCAACAGUGGAGCGCCCCCUCCAGCCUGGAGGAAACCCUAGCACUGCCCAAUGAGUAUCUUUAAGAUUCACCAUUUAUUACUAUGUCCAAAAGCUCCAACAAAGCACUUAAAUUUAUUUGUGUAACUAGACACAUUUUAAACUUACUCUAGAAGGACAGGACAGAGUUUAUCCUCUGCUUUAAUGGUGCUACAGCAGACAGUUUACUAAAGGGGUGGGGAAAAUUGACAACUGAAAUAUCAUAAUAUCACAAUUCUCCCAACAAUCAGAUCAUAGUUUUAAGAAAAUGUGCUAAAACAUGCCUGUAAAUGUGUUGGUUAAGGUACAAGUAAAAAGCAGUUCUACAUAGAUCUGUAGAUUUAUCUAUAGUUCAUACUGUUGUGUCCUUUGGCAAGACACUUCCCCCACCUUGCUUAUGUUAAAAUGUAUUGUUUGUGUUGUGGCUGGAAGGGGCAAUUGCACAGACUGACAGCCGCGCUUUUACCAGUCUGCCCCAGGCCAAAUAACACCCAUGUCCUCCUUUGUAUAAGCAAUGGAAAUGUGUCUGAUAUGAAAUCUAGUUAUAUUUUCAACAUAUUAAUUUUGCAACAUAAGUAUUUAAGAUAUUUUUGUGUACAGAUACUUUCAAAUAUAGAAAUGACUAGAGUAAGGUUUUAAGGGCAUUUUCAAGACCUACUGUAGAACUAUGA